AAAAACCUUUUAAUCCUUUCAUAAAAUCCAUAAAAAGCACUUUUAAUGUGUAACAUUAUAAAACAUUCGUGUUGUUACUGAGACAGAAGCGUAAAACACUAAAUGUUUGUUCCCACUGUGACGACGGCCAGGCGCGCGUGAGGCAAUGACGUCAUCCUUUGUGUUAAAACAAAAGGGUGCACUCGUUUAACUGCGGUGAUGUCCCAUAUGGGCGGGCGGGGUUUGAUGCGGUGCAACACCGGUGUUACGCAGAAUUCUGUUACCCGUCACAUCCCGUGACCUGAUGAUGAAUCUCAGCUGUGUUAUCGCAACAUAUGUUUGUUUUUAAAAAAAAUCACAAUUACACUUGUUCUUUUCUAGUGUUUAGAUAAGGUGGUGAUCCCGGAAGUCAUCAAACUAUCACGUCUGGUUCAGUGUUUGAUUCUGUUGCGUCGCAGAAUCUGACGGGUCACAGAAUUCGCUGUAACUCCUGUUCCAACCGACGAAGGGUGAAAACGGUCCGUCACGACAGCACAACAACGGCAAAUACAGCACAUUUCACGGUAACACCGCCACAACGAAGCACCGGGACUCUUCUGUGACAUUCCGUGAUUUAUUCCAGUGCUUAAAAGUAUUUUUGGUUAAACAGCCAAAGAGUUCGGAAGUAACGUUAAGUUAACUGACGUUAGCUUUAACCGUAGCUGUGUAGCCGGAUGCUAAUUUAAACCUCGACUGGGAAACUGUGAAGACUACGCAAUGUGUGAGCCAAGAUUUUGAUCAGUUUACCGGGAACUAAUCAUCUAUUGUCCAUAUUCCGGUAAUUUAAGAUAUUUUCCUCUUUCCCGCCGCCGGCCGGGCGGGGACUAUCUUGCUUGCUCCUACCGCCUAGCAGCGAUGCUAACAGGGGUGCGUCUGAUUCACGACCCGCUAAGCACCGGAGGACAACACAUUCAGACCCAGUUCAGGAGAAGUGUUACAGUGUAUUCUGUGACCCGUCAGAUUUACCCCAAAUACUCGUCUCUGUGAGGAUUUACCGUAAAGUAACACCGGGGAAGCUUUAAAUACUCACGGAAGUGCUCUGGGUGUUUCCAGCUGAUCUGCACAACAGAAGGAGCGGAGUCUCCCUCGGCAGCCCGACCGACCGACCCGCUCCUUUCUCCGGCUCCACGUCAGAGCGGACCGGUACCGGCCACCGGCAGCUCUGCAGCCAGGAUCUCAUCCGGGAUUAAUCUGAGGCGUCUGUUAGCUACCGUGAACCGGUGCCGUCGGUAGCUGUUAGCCCGGACUGUCAUGAUCCCAGCUCGGAGAUGGCGUCCUUCCCCGGUUUGUGUAAGGCUGUCGGGCCAGCGGAGGAGGAGAACGGAGAGCUGGACGGCUCUCUGCAGCAGAUGCUGAAGGCCAUCGCCGACGAGAGGAACCGACUCAACAUCCGACAGGAGAUCAGCGGACUCGGUUGUUUUAAGGAUGACCGCAUCGUGUUCUGGACCUGGAUGUUCUCCACGUAUUUCAUGGAGAAGUGGGCUCCUCGACAGGACGACAUGCUGUUCUACGUCCGCAGGAAGCUCGCCUACGUCAGCGCAGAAAACACCGAGGGCAAAAAGGUGGAGGUGGAGGUUUACAGGAGAGACUCCAAGAAGCUGCCCGGCCUCGGAGACCCAGACAUCGACUGGGAGGAGAGCGUCUACCUGAACCUCAUCCUGCAGAAGUUGGACUACGUGGUGACGUGUGCGGUCUGCACGCGCUCAGACGCAGGCGAUAUCCACAUCCACAAGAAGAAAUGUCAGGAAGUGUUUGCGUCUCCCAGCAAACACGCCAUGGACAGCAAAGGAGAGGAGUCCAAGAUGAGCUACCCGAACAUCUUCUUCAUGAUCGACAACUUUGAGGAGGUGUUCAGUGACAUGACGGUGGGCGAGGGGGAGAUGGUGUGUGUGGAGCUGGUGGCGAGCGACAAGAGCAACACCUUCCAGGGCGUCAUCUUCCAGGGCUCGAUCCGCUACGAGGCCCUCAAGAAGGUCUACGACAACCGGGUGAGUGUUGCUGCUAAGAUGGCCCAGCGGAUGUCUUUUGGCUUCUACAAGUACAACAACAUGGAGUUUGUGAGGAUGAAGGGUCCGCAGGGCAAAGGUCACGCUGAGAUGGCCGUCAGCAGGGUGCCGACAGGUGACACCUCGCCCUGUGGCACCGAGGAGGACCAGGUGUCACCCAUGCACGAGAGGGUGACGUCCUUCAGCACACCUCCGACUCCUGAGAGGAACCGUCCCUCCUUCUUCUCGCCGUCUCUGAGACGUAAAGUUCCCCGAAACCGAAUCGCAGAGAUGAAGAAGUCUCACUCGGCCAACGACAGCGAGGAGUUCUUCAGGGAGGAGGAAGACGAAGAUCUUCACACCACCACCAACCUCCGCUCUCGCUCUCUGUCGGGCACCGGCCGCUCUCUGGUCGGCUCCUGGCUCAAACUCAACCGGACCGACGACUACUUCCUGCUCUACUCACACCUGACCUACGUCACCCUGCCGCUGCACCGCAUCACCACAGACAUCCUGGAGGUGAGGCAGAAGCCCAUCCUGAUGACAUAGCAGAGCGGGACUCCCCUCAGAGCAUCACUACCAAGUGCCUCCUGCAUCAGGCCACUGAGACGACAGCAGCGCCCCCCGGUGUCCAGAGCGAGACCGACACCCAAACACCUGCUUCACCUGGAGACGAGUCGGAGGGACGACAACCAAACCAGCCAUUCGAGAAGUGCCUCCUCUUCUUUUCAGUUCCCGCUGUGUGCGAGGUCGUCUCCACGGAAACGGGCGUCGGGAUCACAUGACCUCGGUGUGAAAAGGCAUUGGCUGAACUCUGACCAGGAAGGAGAAGGAAGUGAAGAAUGUGUUUUCCUGUAAAUAUCCUGCUGCUUUACUCACUGAGACGCCUUGACUGAAGGUUCUGCUUUUAACGACUCGUUGUGGACGUUUGUGGAGUCCGUUUUCUUUCUUUGAUAUAUCUACGACGGCGUGCGGCGAAACGUGUUUCUGUACGAGAGGAAACAGGAAGUGUAGACGGCUUCUCUCCUAUAACCAGGCGAAGUGUCGGCUCCGUUAGCAAACGGCAGGCGACGUCACAGCGGGGUCAAAUCCUCGUCUAUUAAGACACGUUUACAACAGGAAAUGGAUCACAAGUCGCUCAAUUAACACUUAUUUUUAUUGAUUCGUUGACAGAUGUGUUUCUCAAAGACUCAUUUAGUCUCUGAAAGUCACAAAUAUGAAAAAACAAACAAAUGUUCGUCACAACUUUGACUUCAUGUUGAUUAUUUUGUCAGAAAAAUGUUCCAAAAGUGCUCAAAUGCCAACGAUAAGAAGCACAUUUGAGAACCUGUAACCAGCAAUUAUUUGGUACAUUUACUUGAAAAAUGACUUAAUGUUUUUGUGAUAAUCAGCAGAUUAAUUUUCUUUUGCGCAGCUACCUGAAACUUUUAGAAAACACUGACUUUAAUGUGUCAAACUGCCUGUGAGUGACGGUGAAUCACAGCGUCGGUCUGAGACCAUUAGCUGGAUUUAAUCGCCCCCCCACGCAAACGUUCACAGCAACACUUACAAUGUGACAAAUAUAAUUACUUAAACAAAUAAAAGAAAAUGUAUUAAUCUGGUAAAACUUUAUUUUACUUGAAAAACGACUUAAACCAAAAGAAUUCAGAAAAAAAGUACCACUUUAUUCUCAUUAGAGAACAGCUUGUGAGUAAAGUCAGAAAUAUUAUCAUGAAAUAACUUUUCUCCUCCAAAUUUUCUGUGGCUCAGCUGACUGAUUGAUCAGUAAUAAGUGAUCAAUCAGCCCAGCUGGGUUACCGCAUUACGUCCGAUCGGCUGCGUCGCAAUUAGGUUCAGUUUAUGACGAUUUAUAGAUAAAAUUAAAAAAAGUUGAUCGUUUCCUUUAAACAUUAUAAUAAAUUGAGGAUAUCAGAUCAAAGUUAACAAGAGUUUGAAUCUCGGAAAUGAAUUCAUGCGAGUCAAGUUUGUGUUUCGAUCGGGUCCCAAAGUUUCGAGCCGUGAAGACGGCUGCGGUUCAGUCGGUGCUAACGAAGGACUGAGGCUCAAAACAGACGUAGUUAGUAAAAAAAACUAACGAGGAACGAAUGAAGUUCUUACCGUUUGUGAGUUUGUUUGUUCAGGUUCUUUUGAAUUUCACACCGGUGAUGGACGACACCCCGACCUGGCAGACGGCGUCUGCAUUUUAAUAAAUCGGCGCCGCCGUGUGACGAUUCGUACGGUCGACGACUUUUCACCAAAUUAAAAACAAAAAGAAGAAAAAGAACUCACAGAAACCCAGCUUUGACUUUCUACUGGCUUUUGUUUAAAAGCUGCGACUCACAAACUGGAAGUGACUUGAAAAACGACUAAAGUAUCAACAGUGAAGAUGAUUUUUAAGGGAAACUGGAAUAAAAAGCCCAAAACAGGAAGUUACGAAAGGAAGCGACCUGAUUGGAUCCACAUGUGGACAGAUGUGGCUUUUUUCUCCCUCUGUGCUCCUGAAGCCUUAAAUCUGACUGUGUGUGUAACUUUAAUGUUUCUUCUUUCACUUCACGUUCAUUUAAACUAAUUCUGUCAGAAACAACCAGCUGAGGCUUCCAAAGAUCCGUAUUAUUCAGUGUUCAACAGCAAAAACGCCAGAAUCUUUCUACACGAUCAGCCGAAACGGCAAAAAUAACAAACGUUCCCAAACUCGUGUCUUCAGCUUCUUUACACUUUCAAAGAUGCGAUUAACCAGAUAAUUAAUCGUUCGUGGAUUAAUCGAGCAGAUUGACAGAAAAUGUAGAAACAAAGUUCAUAAAACUCAAUUCUCAAAUGUAAAACUAAAUAAUCUACAGUAAGAAUUGACAGUAUUACAAGUUAGACCUGAAUCCUACUAUUAUGAUUUUCACUGAGAUGUUUAAGUUUAAUACGUAAUAUUUUGAGAAAGUAACUGAAAAGGCACUCGUAAUAUAUCAAUUCUACUCAGAUAAUUGAGUAUUAAAAAUUUCCAACUUUUGUCAAAAUCUCAAAGUUCGGCUUGUAACGUUUUGACUUUUUUUUAAGUUUUAUCCCCCAAAUAACUCGUCGCACUUUGGGAACUUUCUGAUGAGCGUUUUUUCACUUUUUUGGACACUUUUAAAAACGAUUUCUUGAGAAAAUAAUAAUAUCAGCUUGUGACGAAAACGAUUGAACCCUAAUGUUGCUUUUUGAUAAAUGACUGAAUUAUUUAUCAAUCAUCAGAUAAAUACUAAGAUUGCAUGAAUAUGAAAACGCUUCUCAGAAUUUCUCCUGGAAACGUUUAUCAUCAUCGAGGAAGCAACACGAAAAUACCGUUAAAUGCAGAUUAUUGUAAAUACAUUUGACAUUUUUAAAUUUAUGGACCGAGGAAAAUAAGUAACCACAGAACGUUUAGUAAACAGUGAGGGUCGAUUAAUCACAUUGUUUGAUCAGUUCUUUUAGUUUAUACAAAUGUCCAGAGGUAGUGAACAUGCAUCACACGUCUCCAGGUAAGAUGGAGUCUCAGAUUCACCGCUGGGGACAAAAUAUCGACGAUUUCGAGAAAUAAAGUCAAAAUGUUGUUUCGAGAAUCGAUAAGUGACUCAUUAAACUCGGUUUCAGUCGCUGAUUUUGUAGAAGAUUUUGGUGUCUCACGCUUUCAUGACUUAACGGUGAAACACGAGUCGACGUCCGAGGAGUUCAGGCACAAGCUUGAAGUCAGUGAGCUGCCGUUGUUAUUGAUCAGUUAUUAUCAGCGAUUGAUUUGCACUCAGACGAAGCCAUCCUCGAUCAAAGUCAGUCCACAGUGUUUUUUUCCUCCUCCGUCGUAUUUAAGCAGCGAAUAUUCCACAGGGCACUCUGUCAGUGUUAACGAUGUAGUUUAGUUCCUCCAGCUGAAUGUAUCCACGCUGAUCAAUAGCAAAGACGGCUUUAACUGAGGAACGCUUGACGAGCAGAGUGACAGUUUGCACUGUAAAACGCUUUUAGACCCUUUUUGUUAAAACUUAGUCGGCGUGUUUUCUCAUCACGGCUUUUGUACACAGACAGUUAAUGUGCGUGUUGUCGUCAUACUUCUGUUGCUUUGUUUCCAACCUGUAUGUACAUUAUCCUGUAUUUAUUUAUUGAAAUACACAUUACCAGAAAAAAAAACCAUGCUUGUGGAUUUUUCCUGAUUCCUGCUUCAGUUUAAGAAAGUUAAACACGAUUACGGGCUUCGCUUAUAUAAGAUUCAUCACGACUGCCCUGAGCGGGCCUCUGGCGCCACCUUCAGGACAAACUUUACACCUGUAAACUCCACUCCAGGUAAGACUAAGAACAGAUAAAUCAUCAGGAUGUUGUUUAUGUCCAACACUUUAUACUAUUAAUUGUUUUUAUUACUGGAAGUUACACUUCAAAAUAAAUAAACGGAUGUGGAGACUUAGUCCAGCAGUAAAGUAUCAGAAGGGAACAUUUCCAUUUUUAAAACAAGACUAAAUGUGUCCAUAUACAGUAUGUACUACAUACAAAUCGUUCUGUUUUAGCAGUUUUUGGGUCUCUAAUUAAUAUUAAAAGAGUCCGGUCUCGACCUGUUCUGUAGGAAAAGUGCAGUGAGAUAACUUCUGUUAUGAAUUGGCGCUGUAUAAAUAAAGUUGAAUUAAAAAACUUACUUAACCGCUUUAUACAAACAGGAAAUUAAACAUUACAUCAGACCUC
Messenger RNA from Siniperca chuatsi (mandarin fish), 6653 nucleotides. RefSeq names its product KIAA0930 ortholog. NCBI's taxonomy places the organism in Eukaryota, Metazoa, Chordata, Actinopteri, Centrarchiformes, Sinipercidae. The record is from RefSeq and is a predicted model, not a curated record. The transcript has 11 exons. Bases 1287 to 2552 code for a protein of 421 amino acids.